Messenger RNA from Capsella rubella, 1135 nucleotides. Its product is annotated as RING-H2 finger protein ATL63. Gene Ontology annotation, biological process: protein ubiquitination. The transcript has a single exon. The record is from RefSeq and is a predicted model, not a curated record. Bases 82 to 1017 code for a protein of 311 amino acids. Lineage: Eukaryota; Viridiplantae; Streptophyta; Magnoliopsida; Brassicales; Brassicaceae.
UCCCAACAAAUCUUUAAGAGAAAUGAUGAUGAGGUGAUCCAAGAGAGUGGAGAAAAAGGCUCUGAAUAAGCAAAGCAAAAGAUGAUGAGCGAACAAGCAGACGGCUCGAAGAGUGUUAAAAGCAGUCUCUCAAGCUUCCUCAAGAUCUUAUCUUCUUACAAUUCCAAUGUUCUUUUGGCUGCUCUCGUCUUCCUCCUCUUAGUCGUCCUCUUCGUUUUGCUUCUCCAUUUCUACGCUCGCUUCUUCUGGUCUCCCUAUCAUCAAGAUUUAUCCUCCCUCGCUCGACGCCGCCGGAGACGACGACGUACCCGCAGAAGAACGGUGACGACAACAAGAAUCAUACCUUCUCUCCCACUCGGACUCGGAGGUUUCGAUGCUGGAGUUAACAACGCCCCUGCUGUUGUUACAACAAACGAUGACAAAGGUUUGGAUUUGUCAGUGAUUUCUUCGAUUCCUCUGUUUGUUUACGAAGAUGACGAGGAUCAAGAUGAUGAUGAAGAAGAAGAAUGUGUGAUAUGUCUUGGUUUGUGGGAAGUCGGAGAAUUUGGAAGAAAGCUAAGAAAUUGCGGACAUGGGUUUCACGUGGAGUGUAUAGAUAUGUGGUUGUCUUCUCAUUCCACUUGCCCUCUCUGUCGUUCCCCUGUUCUCCCCCCCUCCGUUGACGACAACCUCAAGCCGGCCGUUGACGCCGUCCAAGAAGAAAGUGAGGUUAGACUGCAACUGUCUCCAGCCGGAGAAGAUGAUCGGAGAUUCUCACUGUCCCUUCCUGAGAUGGAAGAUGAUCACAAAACAGGGGUUGACGACGGAGACGGAGACGGAGACCGUAACGGCGUCGGAGAAGGAGAGGUUAGAAUUGAAGUGUAUGACGAGGAGGAGAUCAACGGUGGAGGAUCAUCAAGAGGUGAUCGGAGGUCAAUGUCAAUGACGUCAUCAGCCUCGAGUUCGUUGAUGAGGAUGUUAAGUUGUAGUAGCACUAGUAGUAGAUCGGAGCGUAACAAAGUGUCGCCGUUUGUCUAAGUAAACGUUAUAAUUAUUAAAUACUUUAGAUCAAUACAAACAUGUUGUUGUGAACAGUUUUGGUAAUGGAAAAUGAAAAUAACCAAAAGUAGAAGUAUACAACAGAGGUAAUCAUCUA